AUGGUUUCAGCAGUAGAUAAUUCAGUUAUAAAAUUAAAAUUAGCAUUAUGUUGUUUAAAACGAUAUUUGUUAUAUAAUAAAAUUAAGCAUAUUGAAAUAUCCUCCACAAUCCCCAAAAAAAGAAGAAAAAGAAAAAAAAAAUUAGCCGACCGAAAUAAUUAUUAUGAAAAUGAUGAUAAUGUUGAUAAUGAUAAUGAUGAAAAUGAAAAUGAAAAUAAAAAUGAUGUAAAUAACAGCAUAGAUAAAAAUAAUAAUAGAAAAAAUGUACAAAUAAAAACCAUAUAUUUUAUAAGACAUAGUGAAUCAAUAUGGAAUAGUGUUUUUAAUAGGAGAUUAACAACAAAAAAUUUAUUAAAUAUAUUAUUAGUAUUCUUACAUGAAAUCAUAUUUCUAUUUAGUAAAAGGUCAGGACUAAUAGAUUCCCCUUUAAGUAAAAGCGGAAUAAAACAAUCAGUUGAACUAUCAAAUUUUUUAAGUGGAGAUAUUAACAGAAAUUCAAAUGAUAAUCUGUUGUGCAAUUCAAAACAGAUAAAACACAUGAAAAAAAUGAAGAAGUUGAAACUAUUGAAACAAUUGAAACAAUUGAAACAAUUGAAACAAUUGAAACAUUUUAAACAAUUGAAACAUUUUAAACAACUGAAACAAUUGAAACAAUUGAAACAAUUGAAACAAUUGAAACAACUGAAACAAUUGAAACAACUGAAACAAUUGAAACAAAUGAAAUAUUUGGAAAAUGUUGCAAGGAAUGUAGAUCCUAGUAACCCUUCCACUUAUGCUAAAGAGGAUAGUAACACAUCCACAGAUGAAGAAGAGGCGUAUCUUGAAGGAGCAGUAAGAACACGUGAUAGGGGUGAUGGUGCUAUAAAUAGGGUUAGGAAUAAUAACACAGAAAAAUAUAGAGAGGCACAAAAAGAAAGCACAAUAAACGGGGAAAAAGUGGAUAAAGAAGAAGGUACCAACAGUAAGGUGGAUGAAGAAGACACAUAUAGUGAAAUGGAUGAAGAGGACUCGGACAGUGAUGUGGAUGAAGAAGAUAUAAAUAGUGAAAUGGAUGAAGAAGAUAUAAAUAGUGAAAUGGAUGAAGAAGAGACAAAUAGUGAAAUGGAUGAAGAAGAGACAAAUAGUGAAAUGGAUGAAGAAUACACAAACCAUGAAAUGGAUGAAGAAGGCUUAAAUAAAGAAAUGAAUAAAGAAGAUACAAAUUGUAGAGUAGAUGAUACAAGAACAAAAUAUAGAGAAGGUGGUUCAAGAAUGAAAUGUAGUAGAGGCCGUGUUGAUAGAACUAAUUAUAGAGGUCUUGUUGGAAAAAUACGUUAUAAUAGAGACCGUGAUACAUCCUCUGUACCUAAUACAUAUGAUGCAUUAUCAACUGAUGGUGAUAGUUAUAUGAAUACCGAUUGUGAUGAUGGGGAUAUGAUUAUGAUAGAAUUACCCAAUGUAAAAUGUAAUGCUAGUUAUAAUAAUAAAUGUAAUAAAAAGUAUAAUAAAAAAGAUGAAAAUUCACAGCAAAGAAAACAUAGAAUAGAGAGAAGAAAUACGAAUAGGAGUAGUAACACAAGUAAUGAAAUUCCAACGAAGGGGGAUAAUAAUAACAUCUGCACAGAAAAUUCAAAUGAUGUAGAAAAUGAAAGUUCCAUAAAAUGUGCAGUUAACGAAAAAGAACGAACGGAAAAAUACAAUCAUGAAGAUAUAAAGAAAAUGAAUGUACAAGAUCAUAUAGAUAUUUUGAAUAACGCAAAAUAUAAGAGUGUAUUGUUAUGCUCAGAUUUAAGAAGAGCUUUAUCAAGUUGCCUAAUUUCAUUUCAUAAAAGAAUAAAUAAAUAUGAUGAACCUAUUAAUGUUCUAAAUUCUUUGCAAGAAAUUAGCAGAAAUCCUGAUUCAAUUCCAUUAUAUAAUUUUUAUGAAAAAUUUGAUAUUGCUAAUGUUAAAAAGUUUUUGCAUAAAGAUAUAGUUGAUUUAAUUGAUGAAAAUGUAAAACUAAGAAGAAAUUAUUCCCAAAAUAGAUUCUUAGAUACCUUGUCAUAUAUAUUUAAUAAUGAGAAUGAUAUUUUCAUUAUUUUCGGUCAUAGUUUAUGGUUUCUAAACUUCUUUAAAAUAUUCUUGAACUAUCCACACACGGCAAAAAAUCGCAAAAUGAAAAAUGCUAGUGUAGUAGUUUUCAGUAUUUAUAAAUAUGAAGAGGAUAAUACGCAAAAGUACGAAAUCGAUAAGGACAGUAUUCAGGUUGUGUACAAAGGUUUCGAGCAAAAAGUGUAUAACAAGGACUGA
Messenger RNA from Plasmodium malariae, 2268 nucleotides. RefSeq names its product conserved Plasmodium protein, unknown function. Lineage: Eukaryota; Apicomplexa; Aconoidasida; Haemosporida; Plasmodiidae. The transcript has a single exon. Bases 1 to 2268 code for a protein of 755 amino acids. The record is from RefSeq and is a predicted model, not a curated record.